AUGGAUGACUUGAAAAAUAAAAUCCAUGCUGUUUUACAGAGUUCAAAAGAUGGGGUACGAACUAUUGAUUUUAAAAAGGAAUACAGGAACCUAACAGGUGAAGAUAUUCUUUAUCAAAAAUUUGGCUUCAAGACCUUGGAAGAAUUUAUGAAAGGCAUUCCUGACACAGUAGAACGGAUUCAUGUACGUGGAGGUGAAGUCUACCGUGCUGUGUCCAAUGACAAAACAGCCCAUCUACAAAAACUCAUUGCUAAGCAGAAAUCAGCACCUGCUCGAAAGUCCAAACCUCCCCCUAGUCGCCGCCGUCCUCUGCAUGCCAACGAGAACCUUCCUUAUGCCGCCCAUACGCUGUCCUCAAUGCGGAGAAGCCAAGCGUUCCGACAUGAGGAUUACCACAGAAAGCCCAAGUACGAACAGGAUAUUUCAAAACGAUUUGAGAAUUUCCGUGUGACUGUGGACAGUGCAAGUGGUGGGCAGAGGACCACCAGCAGGAGUGACGUGAAGAGGUCCGUGGAGAUUAGGGAUACCGAUGCCAAUGCCAAUAAACUCGAUCUGAAGCCUGUGUCAGUUUCCCUCUCCAAGAACAACCGCAUGUUUCAAAAGGCUAUGAAAGAGGCCAUUUCAAGCAAUGAGCAACUUUCCCAUGUUCAGCCACCUCAUCAGUUUGAACUUCCACCACGUUUUCAAAAACGGCUAAAAUCUGGAGGCUCAGAUAUUGGGAUGAAAAGACCAAUGAGACUCAGCUCACCCAACUUAACUCGAGUUUUGACCCAAACUAAAAAGCACUUUUUGAUAUUUCACCUUUUGUAUUUUACAUACUUGUGUGUGCAUGUCUUCUUCCUCUCCCCCCUCUCUCUCUCUCUCCCCCCCUCUCUCUCUCCUUCCCCCUCUCUCUCUCCCCUCUCCUUCCCUCUCCUUCCCCUCUCUCUCCUUCCCCCUCUCUCCUUCCCCCCUCUCUCCCCCCCCUCUCUCCUUCCCCCUCUCUCCUUCCCCCUCUCUCCUUCCCCCUCUCUCCUUCCCCCCUCUCUCCCUCCUCUCCUUCCCCCCCUCUCCUCCCCCCCUCUCUCUCCUUCCCCUCUCUCUCUCUCCACCCUCUCUCUCUCCUUCCCCCUCUCUCUCCUUCCCCUCUCUCUCUCUCCUUCACCCCUCUCCUUCUCUCUCUCUCCCCCCUCUCUCCUUCACCCCCUCUCUCCUUCACCCCUCUCUCUCCUUCACCCCUCUCUCUCCCUUCUCUCUCUCUCCUUCACCCCCCUCUCUCUCUCCUUCACCCCUCUCUCUCCCCCUCUCUGCCCCUCCCUCCCUCCCUCUCUUUCAAAGCUGAAGUUACAAGAUGGAGAAACAUACAGAAGCUGUCUUUUGAAUUAUCUGGUUAAAAAGUCCCUUCCUGUAGCAUUCCAAACGCUGAGCAGUGGAAAUGGUUUCGAAAGCUCCAUCCAAGUCAAAGACCAAGUGUACAGAAGUGGGGCUUGCUUUGAGACUGAAUUAGAAGCUGAACAAGCUGCUGCAAAAACUGCCUGCACUGGACUUGGUCUUGACCCUUAUGCAACAGAAAGUAAUGUUAUUAUUGAUGAAGAGACAUUAAAACAUCGAGUCCAGCAGCUUGUACUUUCAAAUGGAUUAUGGAUGUCCAAAUUGGCCAUGGCGUACAAAAACAAAUUCCAAGAAGAUCCACCUGAUAACUUGGAGACUUUAAUCAAAUCCUGGAAAGAUACUUUUAAGUUUGAGAUGCCAAUAGUCAAUCGGGAAAUUGUCUAUCCUCUGAAACCAUCUGAAAUGUCUGAUCUUGCUACUUCGGCUAUGUCAUUCACAGGCAAGAAUGAAGUGGAGGUUUAUUAUGUUGAUUAUGGCAACACUGAGAAGAUUCCCAUUAAUCGGAUUACAAGACUCCCUGAAAGUGUGGUUAAAUAUCCGAGACAAGCUGUGUUUUGUGGAUUAUACGGCAUUGCUCCCCCAGAAGAUGAAAUUCAGUCUGACUUAUCAAGGAAAGAAUUUGGUUCUCUUGUUGGUCAAGAAAGAAAAUUGAAAGCAACCACCAUUUGUCUUGAUGAGAGCAAAACUUGCCAAGUGAUUCUUUUCAAUCCUGACUCGCCAAAUGUGUCAAUCAAUGAAUUAUUGGUCGACAAGGGGUUAGCUUUCUUGAAUCAUAUUCCAGAGAGUGAGCAAGAAGAGAAUGAACCAGAGAUUGAACCCCGCUCUCCAACAUCACCUCUUCCAUCCACAGUGGAUGUUGAGAGCCUGCGUGAUAGGCGGUUUGCAGGUGGUGCUCCCCUUACUCUUCCCGGUGAACGCUUUUGGGAUGUGUAUGUGUCCUUCCUGUCAUCAACCACUGACGUCAUCAUCCGUCUGGUUGGGGAAAAUUACUCUGAUGAGCUUGAAAAAUUAGAGAGUGAUAUUGAAAAAUGGUUCCCUGAUGCUCCAGAGGAAGCAAUCCGUGAAGGAGCUGUAUGUGCUGCCCAAGUUGAUGGCCUUUACCAUAGAGUCAAGGUACUUGGACUGAAAGGUAGCAGAAAUAAGGCAGAAUGUUUGUUCCUGGACCAUGGAGACUCUGAUGAAUUAUAUCUUGACCAGCUGCGAGUUUUAGAUCCUAAGUUGAAUUACCUCCCUUACCAGGCUAUUCCAUGUGUUCUAGCAGGAUUAGAACAAUACUCUGCUAAUAUUACUGCUAUUGAAAAAUUGUUUGAUAUGGCACUCGGAAAAACCUGUGUUGCUGAAGCUGUCACAAAAGAUAACAAGAUCUUCGCUGUUCUGUAUGAUACGAUGGGAGUAGAAGAUGUAAACAUUAAUGAUGUGGCUGCCAAAUGUGCUGCAGCCUCUGGCUCUGACCUGAUCAGCAGUUUGUUGACAGACGGCAACGAGACUGUGUCCAGCUCGUCCCUCUCACAAUUAUCUCUUACUUCUUCCACCACCUUGGAGACUGUCAUGAAGCAGUCAGACUCCAAGGAUUCUCUCACUACUACAUCGCCCACAGCUUCAUCCCCGAGCAGCUGCCCUCCACUGUGUCUCAAUCCAAAUUCUGCAGCUGCUUUCUCUGUACAGAACCUCACCAAUGGACGCACAAAAUUGAAAGCUGACCCUAACACACCUAGCAAAUUUCCAAUGUCCCCAACAAGCAGUUCGGGUGAGUUGUCUCCGGCUUCUACUGUCCCAGUCAGCCAGUCAGAGGAAAAACUGGCCCUGUCACCUGUGGGGAGUUCAGAAAAUGAUUCCAGUUCAAAAUGUGUGACCCCAUCAAAGAACACUGUGAUAGCAAAUUGUGAUACCAACUCCAGCCUGAAAACUGACCUCUGGUCAAAAGCUGAUUACAAUAAUCUUAAACCUCCAGAAACAUUUCAAGUGCCUUUGUUCCCCAGUGUUUUUUACGCAUUUGUCGAUUCAAUAUCUGACCCCAACAAUUUUGUGGUAAUCCCUUUUCAUUCCAAAAAUGAUAGAGACAGUCUUAUGAACAAAUUGUCAGACAAAAUGAAUGCACAGCCUGAGGUGACACUAAAUGAAAAUGACAUUGUUCUUGAGCAUCUGUAUGCUUGUUUCUCAGGGGAUAUUUGGUUCCGUGUGAUUCCAAAAGAAAUCCAAAAAGACACCGGUGAUGUGUUGGUUUUGUAUCCUGACUAUGGCCAAUUUAAUUUGAUAAAAAUUGAUGAUAUCCAACCUUUGCCCUUGGAAUUCUGGGAACUUCCUUACCAAGCCCUCAGAUGCAAGCUGCAUGGUAUUGUUCCUGCUGAGAAGCCCAUCUGGAGUGAAGCUGCUAAAUACAAAUUCCAUGAAAUCGCUCAGAACAAGCACUUUGCUUGCCUUGCUAAGAUGCCUGCAACUGAAAAUGAAAAUCUGUCAAUUAUUCUGAUUGACACUUCUGGUGAAGAUGACCUCUGCAUUGAUGAUGUUCUCAUAGCCUAUGGCUAUGCCAAACGCACAUUAACCUUGACGACAGAUGAAAAGUGA
Acanthosepion pharaonis is the source of this 3936-nucleotide messenger RNA. The record is from the annotation of a GenBank genome assembly. Lineage: Eukaryota; Metazoa; Mollusca; Cephalopoda; Sepiida; Sepiidae.